Messenger RNA from Entrophospora sp. SA101, 213 nucleotides. NCBI's taxonomy places the organism in Eukaryota, Fungi, Glomeromycota, Glomeromycetes, Entrophosporales, Entrophosporaceae. The record is from the annotation of a GenBank genome assembly.
AUGGCCUACUCAACACCUGCAGGUCGAUUACAGGCCCACAUGAAUUGUAAUUUAAUAGUUAUAUCCCAAACACAUCCUGAAUGGUUCUUUCGUAAUCAGUUGUCAUUGCAUCAUGAGAACAAAAACAUCAAAUUGGAGCAUCGCAAUGAAGGAACAUUUGGACAUAAAUCUGUUCCUAUUUCACGGACUUCCAUGAAUCCUGGCGAAGUCUGA